Molecule: messenger RNA, 4103 nt
Organism: Oryzias melastigma (Indian medaka)
Lineage: Eukaryota; Metazoa; Chordata; Actinopteri; Beloniformes; Adrianichthyidae
Gene: tmem64
Product: transmembrane protein 64
Exons: 3
Coding region: 878-1936 (352 amino acids)
Source: RefSeq, a predicted model, not a curated record
GUUUGACUGCUUAUGUGGCGGCUGAUGGAGUUCAUGAUAAACACCACAAACAAGCGCAUCUUGUUUGAAAUUCUCGCAAAUUCUCGCGAUGACGAAACGCGGUUAUCUGAUUGGUCGAAAGAGUCAAAGGCUCUCAUGUGAGCUGAGAUUACUUGGCAUUCUGGGACACAAACAGUGGACGAUAUGAAUAGCUUCUACAUUACAGUUAACAGCAGCGACAGCCUUCGUGGAAGGAACGCGACUACGCGAACAAGAGUUAGCAAGCAGCAGGAGGACUAACGGAUCUUUUCUUACGCAUUUUUUGUCUUUUUUUUUUCUUGUUGUGGUGUCCGACUGAAGCGGAGCCGAGAACCAGUGACGGUUAUGUGAAAUGCGGUGUUGGACUUUAUCCGUGCAGCGGGUUGGUUAGCUAACCUCAGGAGUAAAUUAGCACUGCAGUGAUUUUUGUCGGGGUUUAUCUGUAUGGAAACGUCGAUUAAACUUUUUUAAAAAUUGAGUCAAACACUCUGGAUUUGGCAUCUGUUUAUCCAUUCAUCCUUGUGAAGAAUGACUAAAACUCUAAAAAUGGCGAGUGUCAGAGAAAGCCGCAAAACUUGUACUUUUAAUUCGCUGAAUUGGCGUGUUUGUCAGCUAGUCUAUCCGAGAUAAACAUUUCUAAAUCGAACUUUUAGAACAAUGGCCAAGAAGAGUGACUUAUGUGACCGCUGGAGCCAUCGUUUUAGGUAAUUAUUGCCGGUAAAGCUAAACUAUUUCAGAAAUGGACUUUCUCUGGAUGCACAGAAUAUCGUCUGGAAUAAUCUAGCAUCACUACUGUCCCCAAGUCGGACAGGUCAUUUAAGCCCUGCUGCUGCUCCCCGGAGAGUGUUGGAGGGCUAAUAUGUCACUGUCAGGGGCCACAACUGUGCAGCUGUUCUCCAAGCUUGCAAGGCAUGCAGUGGGCAAAAUGCAGAUUCAGCUGAACCGCUGGCUCCAGAGGACUGCCACGGAUGAAUGUGACAAAAUCGACAUCCUCAUAUGCAGCACCUUUGACGAGAGGGCUGUGGGCACAGGGAAGCCAAAUGAAGACCAAGAGGUCAUCACCGACACAGGGGGGGUGACCUUCAUCAGCACGGGAGAAUUCAGACAUCCAUGCUGCAUCACCACCUUCUGCUUCAAGAGUGCCCUGCUGGCCUGCAUCCUGACCGCCCUGUGCUUCUCUUCUGUGGCACUUGUGCGGCAAUACCUCAAGGACCUUCUGCUCUGGGUGGAGAGCCUGGACAGCUUCGUGGGAGCCAUGCUGUUCAUAGUCGGGUUGAUUGUUGUGUCAUUUCCAUGUGGAUGGGGAUACAUUGUCCUUAAUGUGGCAGCAGGUUAUCUGUACGGCUUCGUGCUGGGCAUGGGACUCGUUAUGGUGGGAGUUUUAAUCGGGACGUUCGUGGCACACCUGGUAUGUAAGCGACUUUUGACUGACUGGGUGCUAAAGAAAGUUGGAAACAGUGAACAGCUCAGUGCUGUCAUACGCGUGGUGGAAGGAGGAAGUGGACUCAAAAUCGUGGCCUUAGCAAGACUCACCCCCAUCCCAUUUGGGCUCCAAAAUGCAGUUUUCUCUAUCACAGAUGUGUCCUUGCCAAACUACCUGGUGGCCUCGUCGGUGGGCCUUCUGCCCACACAGCUUCUUAACUCCUACCUGGGAACCACACUUCGCACCAUGGAGGAUGUCAUUGCUGAGCAGAGCAUCAGCGGGUACUUUGUGUUUAGCCUGCAGAUCCUCAUCAGCAUCGGCCUGAUGUUCUAUGUGGUGCACCGGGCUCAGAUGGAGCUCAACGCAGCCAUCGCUGCGUGUCAGAUGGAGCUGAAGUCUUCUCAAAUGAAUGGCUCCUCCACCAACCACAGCAGCUUCACCUACUGCAGCAAAAGGGCCACAGCCGGCAACAACAACUGCAUCAACGUGGUGUGACCUUAAGCGACAGGACUUGCUUCACGUUGCUGGUCUCUGACUUGUUAGACCGUAUCAACAAAGGGAAGUGUUUCGACCGACGGAGUGGUUUAUCAUUUUCCUGGUGUAUUCUUUCCUCCGUGUGUGGGGAGGUGACAUUCUGACAGUGUUUUUCUUUUGUAGUUUUAAAGAUCGAGGACCACGCGCCUUUGACCAAAUGGUGCUGAAGGAAACGUUUUUUGCUGUUUAUCAUGAGAGCUGUUCUGGUUUUUUUUGUGGAGGUACAGUGAAAUGACAGAACUACCAGAGGGGUCGAACAGAUCUGCCUGCUGUUGUUAUGAAUGUGCAAUCUGGAUCUUUUUGUAGAGCCAAGGAAAAGAUGUUCUGUUUGCGUCAGUAGAACACCAGCCUAUGCACCUUAAUUCAUGCAUUUUAUUUUGUUUUAUUUCAGAUUCAUUUGAUGCCUGUUUUUUUAUUUUAUUUAUUUUUGACCAAGUUCUCUGAGGAUUACAAACCUCUGUGUGACUUCUGCUGGAUCGCCCAUCUUUGCUUUGGUUUGAGCUGUUUGAAAAAGUGGAUUUCAAACAAGAAAUUAAAAAUUAAAUUCUGCCAAGUAGGUAAAAGCAGAACAACCAGCACUAGGUCUGCUGAAGAAAGGAGAUGUCUCAGAAUUAUUUUUUUUGCCACAGUUUUUAUUAUAAUUUGACUUUUUUCAUUUGGCUAUCAGGUAAUCCAUCUAAGGUAACAGAGCCGUUCAAUUUAUUUAAAUUCUGGUCAUUCCGUGCAAUAGAUUUUGAUAAAGUGGCAUGAAUGUUAUCCAGUGCUGAAACCAAACUAAUCAGAGAUGCUCUCAUGUGUACAAAAUAACAAACCUAAGUCGAUAUUUUAUGUUUAACUUCUAGAGAUGAAUUCUAUUUUUAUGUGCCAUAAGUUCAUAAGAAUAUGAAUCGAUUAUUUAAUAGUUUUCUCAUUGUUUUUGUUGUUUGCACCGUCCACUUCAACACAAAUGUUUUAUUUAAAAGAAAAAUAAUUUGAAUUUGGUAUAGAGGUUGGUUUGUCAAACUGUAGAGUUUUAGAAGCUGACAAUCAAACUCGAUGUGGACAAUAUACGACGAAUGUGAUAUUAUUGUUUCUUAUUUUUGCAUUUACUGAUGCUGCUCCUCAGACGAAGUCUGGUUGAGGAAUAAUAAGGGCUCCUAUACAGAAAAUUCAUCCUGCAAAUCCGUUUUCUUAUUUGUUGGCCUUUUUACUUUAUUUGUACACACAUUUCCUUGUGUAUCACCUUCAAAUAAGUUUUUUUUUUAUUCCUCCCUCCCUGAUUAAAUUAGCAAUAAUGUUUGACAGUCAAAAGCAAAAAAAAAGUUAUAAAAAUAUAUAAAUAUGUGUAAACUUGUUAGGAAGUUGUUGCUCAUUGACGGUGUGGAUGGAUUGUGAGAUUUCUUGGUUUGUGUUACAGUGUUAAACCUGCCUUUUACCUCCUGCUGCCUCUGACGGACAUGUUUGCCUCUGCUGUGGAAAGACGUGUAGGACAUUAAAUGCAACGUUCUCAUUUUUCCAGCUUUUCUGUUUAGAGCGAGUCCCAAAACACGGUUAGCCUUAAGUUGCACGAACACCCUCCUCAUUUUUCUGACUUCCACCUCAGAGGAUAUAAGAGUUUAGAUGCAAAUAUUUAUGGCUGAUAUAGAGUAAGAAAUGUGUAUUUUUCACCUUUUCGAUGUGUAGAAACCCGUUUCUGAUGUCCGUACAAACGUCACCUCAGAGGGAGGAGUCUGCUCAGAUGUUUACCACGUCGACUCCCGUGCAUGUCAGCCCCUUCGGACUCACUUCAUGCCAUUUUAGACUCUCAGCUGGGACUUCAAAAACCUUCUUGAGAAAAUCUGUGAUUUGUAACAAGCUUUGGUUCUUCCGACGUGGGCUCUUCUUUACCUAGAUAUAGUUAUGCAAAAACUGAUUCCUAAUGGAAGUAUGUUUCAUAGAUGGAGACCUAAACCUGACAAAGCCUCAUGCUUGGGUCACUUUUGAAGCUAUGAAACACAAAACUUCCCUAAUUGUAUCAAGUGCAUUACACAUAUAUACUGUAUUUUGUAAUACAGAGAAUUUUACAGUGUAUAAAUGGAAUUUAUCACUGUAUAAUGCUUGUUCAUGUUAUUUAUGAAAGAUGGAAUAAAUCUUCUUUUGAAUUUGUUAA